Messenger RNA from Scleropages formosus (Asian bonytongue), 4734 nucleotides. It is a transcript of the gene arhgef10lb, whose product is annotated as Rho guanine nucleotide exchange factor (GEF) 10-like b. The record is from RefSeq and is a predicted model, not a curated record. The transcript has 28 exons. Gene Ontology annotation, cellular component: cytosol. The coding region runs from base 230 to 4096 and encodes 1288 amino acids. Gene Ontology annotation, molecular function: protein binding; guanyl-nucleotide exchange factor activity. Lineage: Eukaryota; Metazoa; Chordata; Actinopteri; Osteoglossiformes; Osteoglossidae. Gene Ontology annotation, biological process: actin cytoskeleton organization; positive regulation of stress fiber assembly; SREBP signaling pathway.
GGGGGGUGGGUGCUUCCGAGCCUGCGGACGGUGGCCGGGACCAGGGACAAGCGGAGCCUCCGGGCUGGUGCUUCGCUGCCAUGCGGAUCUUUCCGUAGGCUCAUCCCCUACCAGCGCACGAGUGCGUGGGGGAUUCCUGGGAUUAAAAUCUGAAAGAGGCGCUUUGGCUCGCUGGUGGUGAUUCUACUCAGGAGCGGGAGGAAGACGCAUGUGAUCGCAGACAAACUCGAUGGCAUCCUCACAUGACCCCAUCCCACCUGCUACAGAGCCCUUGACCGCAGGAGGUUCCCAGGAAGCGCAGCAGGAGGAGGAAGAGGGGGAGGAUGACGAACAAGGGGAGGAGUUUGAGUUCGAGGACAGCGAGGAAGAGCGCUCUGCUGUGACCCCUAAGUGCGAGGAUACUAGGGGGGGCUUGGUGGUGGAGGGAGACAUGCCUGCGAUGGAUGGACUGCCGUCUAGUAGAAGCACCGUGGCAGCGGACCCCCUCUCGGAAGAGGUGUCAAAAUCGCAGACGAAAAACACUCGAGCGGGCAUCAACGGAGCGCCCCCCGGGGGCUCGGAGGACGAACCGCGCCUCGCAGACGGAUCAGACGUGGCAGUCAGUGAGACUUCAGCAGGGGGGGUGUCCUGCACGGUGUCAGGGCCCUCGAGCGAUGCCUGGAGGGAGAACAUCCUGUAUGAAGGAAAACCAGACCCUGAGCCAGAGACGGACGGCCCCGAGGUGAUAUACGACGAUGUGCCUGACGAGAGCCUCCUGUCUCCCGAUGAAGAUGACAUGGUCUACGAGGACGUGCAGAGAAGCGAGGGCCCCUUGGGGACGGGUGAGGCCUGGAGCUCCAGCGAGUUCGAGAGCUACGACGAGCACUCGGACAGCGAGAGCAAGCCGCCCACCCGGAGCAAGAUCUCUCCGGACGUGCGGCGACUGAAGGAGCGCUGCGCCAAGACGAGGCGCGAGUUGGCGGCACGGCUUGCUGGCCGAGACGUUGCCCACAUCAAGCAGAGCUAUGACAUCAAGGUCCAGCAGCUGAUGAAAGCGGCCCGGAACGGGACCAAGGAUGGGCUGGAGAAGACCCGGCUGGCAAUGAUGCGCAAAGUCUCAUUCCUGCACAAGAAGGAGAGCUCAGUGGAGGCGGAGGACGAUGCGGGGUACCUGGACGUGGCCGUGUCGGAGGUGAAGCACCCGCCUGCCGAGCUGGGCCCCAUGCCCGAGGGGCUGAGCAACCAGCAGAUUGUCAGACGCCACAUACUGGGCUCCAUCCUCCAGAGUGAGCGGAGCUACCUGGACUCUCUCAAGAGGAUCCUGCAGGAGUACCAGAGGCCUCUACUGGAAGCGGAGCCUCGUAUCCUGAGCCCCAAGAAGACCCGGCUCAUCUUCCACCGGCUGCCGGAGAUCCUGCAAUGCCACUCCAUGUUCCAGAUUGCGCUGGCCUCACGCGUCGCCGAGUGGGACAGCAACGAGAUGAUCGGAGACCUCUUUGUGGCCUCAUUCUCCAAGUCCAUGGUCCUCGACGUGUACAGCGAUUACGUCAACAACUUCACCAACGCCAUGGCGCUCAUAAAGAAGGCUUGCAUGUCCAAACCCGCGUUCCUGGAGUUCCUCAAGAGGAAGCAGGCUUCCAGCACGGACCGAAUCACUCUGUACGGCCUCAUGGUGAAGCCCAUCCAGCGGUUCCCCCAGUUCAUCCUUCUGCUGCAGGACAUGCUGAAGAACACCCCCCGGGGUCACCGCGACCGCCUGCCCCUGCAGCUGGCACUCACCGAGCUCGAGACUCUGGCCGAGAAACUGAACGAGCAGAAGCGCGUCGCCGACCAGGUGUGCGAGAUGCAGCAGCUCGCCCGCAGCAUCAGCGACCGUGCCCUCAGCAAGCUGCUGAACUCAGGUGAGCGACAGCUGGUCCGGUGUGAGACGCUCAUCGAGACGGUGUACGGAGAGAAGGGGCAGAUCCUGAAGUCCAAGGAGCGCAAAGUGUUCCUCCUCAAUGACACACUCAUCUGCGCCAACAUCAACAUCAAGGGGCCUCCUGACAUCAUCAGUCUAGUUCCAGUGGGACCCAAGUACACCGUCAAGUGGACUGCCCCUCUCCUGCAGGUGAAGGUGGUGGAGGUGGGCCAGGAGACCUCGCAGAGCAAGGAGAAGCUCUACCAGCACUGCGGGUCCAAGCAGGCUGGUAACGCUGGUGUCUCAGGAAAGGCGUUCCUGGGCCCCCCCCGCCUCUUCCAGGACCUGCAGGAGCUGCGGCAUGACCUGACUGUGGUAGAGGAGAUCACGCUGCUCGCAGGCACCCUGCAGGGGACAUACCAGAACCUGAACACAACCGUGGGCCAGGACUGGUGUUUGGCCCUGCAGAGACUCAUCCGCCUCAAGGAGGAGGAGAUCCAGAACGCCAACAGGUGCCGUCUCCGUCUGCUGGUCCCAGGGAAGCCUGACAGGUCAGGUCGCCCCGUGAGCUUCAUGGUGGUCUUCAAUACACCCAACCCCCUCAGCAAGAUCUCCUGGGUGAAUCGCCUUCAUCUGGCCAAGAUUGCUCAGCGGGAGGAGAACACCCCAGGGUGGGUGUGCGCCGAAGACGACGGGAAGACCAAGGCGCCCUUCUGGUGCCCGCUCCUGGCGUGCCGGGUGCCAGUUUUCUCCAUGAAAUCCCAAGAGCAGAAGCUGGAAGCUGCCCUUCACAACCCGGUCCAGUGCGCCUUGCUGGGCUUCUCCGCGGCCAGCACCUCCCUACCCCAGGGAUACCUCUGGGUGGCAAGCGGGGGGGGCACUACCCACGGCCAGGUGGAGAUUUUCUCUCUGAACAGACCCACCCCUCGGGCUGUGAAGUCCUUCCAGCUGGGGGCACCGGUGCUGUGUCUGGAGUACGUGUCGGAGCCCGGGCCCCCGGAGGAGGGGGAGGUUGGCGUGGGUGUCGACGAGGGCCCCGCCCCCAUCGGCAGCACCAUAUGUGUGGGGCUGUAUGACGGCAGAAUCCUCGUGUACGGCAGUGUGGACACCGCUGCCCAGUGCCUGAUGACAUUCAGAAACCCCGAGGGGUCGUCGGUCCUGUGCCUCAAACAUUUGUCCAACCUCCUGUUCGCCGGGCUGACGGACGGGAGGGUGUUGGUUUACAGCCGAAAGAACGGAGAUGAACUCUGGGAUGCAGAAUCUUGCAGGCACGUGUCUGUGGGUUCAGAACCCAUCCGCACGUUGCUAGCACUAGAGGAUUGCGUAUGGGCAAGCUGCGCAAACCGGGUCGUCGUCAUCGAGCCCUCAAACCUGGGUACUCAGAGUUUCGAGGCACACCCGGACCCGCGGGUGAGCGUGGCGCACAUGUCACGCGCGGGGGGUGGAGUGUGGAUGGCGUUUUCGGAAGGCUCCUCCAUCCGUCUGUUCCACACGGAGACGCAGGAGCACCUGCAGGAGAUCAACAUCUCGGUGCGCUCCGCCUUCCUUAAUCCAGGUCAAGAGAUGGUCCGUGUCACCAGCCUGCUUGUCUGCCAGGGGAUGCUGUGGGUGGGCACCGCCCAGGGGGUCAUCGUUGCACUGCCCGUGCCCAAGCUGGAGGGGAUCCCCAAGAUAACUGGGAAAGGGAUGACCUCCCUGAAUGCACACGGAGGCCCGGUGGAUUUCCUUGUGGCCACGUCGAGCCUCCUGUCCCCCAGUCUGCUGAAAAGGGACUCCGUGGUGGACGGGCAGGACUCUGCCAGCUGCGGCGAGGAGCGGACAGACUCCUCGUCGCAGGAGUCCCUGCAGCAGGGCAGCGGCUCUCCACAGCAGGAGGGAAAGGCCAAGGGCGUCCUGCUACAGUACCGGCUGCGCUCCACCUCCCAGCUCCCCGGGAAGGUGCUAUCAGCGCAACCUGAGGGUUCGUCCGGCUCCUCACUGGAGUCCCUCGAGCACAGCCUGGAGGACGGCUCUAUAUACGAGCUCAGCGAUGACCCCGAGGUGUGGGUCCGUGGGCGAAGCACCUCCCGGGACGCCUCCCGGAGGGACAAGGUCACGUCAGCUGCAGUCAUCUCCGGGGGUCGGGGUUUCCGGAGGUUGGGGUCAAGGAGCUCGGUGGACGGCGGGGCUGCGGACGACAGCGUGUUGAUGGUAUGGCAGCUCCCCAUCACAGCCUGAAGGGGAAAAUGGACCAGCGGCCCAUCGUCCGUCAUCCGGUUGGGGCGCGGUGGCUUUUCUGGCUGACCUGUGGCAACAUUCAAACCAACCACGCCCCACUGGAUCGUCCUCACAACCUGUCUUCUGCUCACAGAAUACUGCACUCGCAGGGACGCCCGGGGUUUCCGCCUUUGUCCCACACUGUGUAUAUAUUUAAAGGACCCUCUCGAAAACUCCAUAAACACUCAAUUUCCAGUGUUUCAGGAAAGCUCAAGGCGCCGCCAUCAAUAACCUCUCGGCAGUGGCGCCGAGGAAACGGUACCGCGGUGCUGCAGUCAGGACGAUAUUACCUCGAGUCUCUGUUUCGGAGGACCCGCCGCAAAAGGCAACGAACGCUGCUGUCUGUCGAACUGAUGAAUAAUAUCACCUGACUCGCAGGGGCAGGGAAAAUCUGUUUAAGUAUUCCACGUCUUGGCUUCUUCCUUUAAGACAAAGAAGCAGACGAUACCUGAAGAAUGUUCCGGAAUGAAUUAAACGAGGAUAAUGGUAAUGGGAAAUUGAAGUACAGCCCGGGGUUUCCCGGUUUGUCACAGGUACUUGAUGCUAAUGGUUUCACUUCCACUGAGUCACUUUGGUGUAAAAUAAAGAGAACAAGCCCA